GACAGCCACACAGACUCCUCCCAUUCCGCGCUUUCGUCCAAUCACCGCGGCCUAUUCGACCGGAAGUUUGGAACGAAUUGUACGCGGGAAUUUACUCUUCAGCUGGACAACGGGGGGAGGUCAGUGUCGGAUAUAAACAAUGAAGGUGGUAACGUGUGAGAUUGCGUGGCACAACAAGGAGCCCGUCUACAGCCUGGACUUCCAGCACAGUUCAGAUGGACGCAUCCAUCGGCUGGCGACAGCUGGAGUGGACACCACAGUCAGACUGUGGCGGGUGGUCAGCGGCCCGGACGGGAAGGCAGUGGUGGAGUUUCUUUCUAAUCUGGCUCGACAUACCAAAGCUGUCAAUGUAGUGCGCUUUAGCCCCAAUGGAGAGAUGCUUGCCUCCGGAGGAGACGAUGCGGCAAUUCUGCUGUGGAAGCUCAAUGACUCAAAGGAGCCUGAGCAGGCACCCCUGUUCCAGGAGGAGGAAGAUGCUCAGCUGAACAAGGAGAGUUGGUCUGUGGUCAAGACUUUAAGGGGACACAUAGAGGACGUGUAUGACAUCUGCUGGACACGGGAUGGAAACUUCAUGGUGUCUGGGUCUGUUGAUAACACCGCUAUUAUGUGGGACAUCAACAAAGGACAGAAGCUGUGCAUCUUGAAUGACCAUAAGAGCUACGUGCAGGGGGUCACCUGGGAUCCUCUGGGGCAAUAUGUAGCCACGCUCAGCUGUGACAGAGUGAUGCGUGUGUACAGCACUCACACCAAAAAGAAAGCCUUCUCUAUCAGUAAAAUGAGCUCUGGGCCACUUGCAGAAGGAGAGGCCAAGCAGCACAGAAUGUUCCACGAUGACAGCAUGAGGUCGUUUUUCCGGCGCCUCUCAUUCACACCUGAUGGGUCUUUCUUGCUAGCCCCAGCUGGAUGUGUGGAGCUUGGAGAGAACAUCAUCAAUACCACCUACAUCUUUUCAAGGAAGAGCCUCAAGAGGCCUAUUGCCCACUUGCCGUGUCCAACUAAAGCUACUCUGGCUGUGCGCUGCUGCCCCGUCUACUUUGAACUGAGGACCAAGACGGAAGAAGACGGUUCAGCUCAGGUUCUCCCCGACGUAUACCAGUUGCCGUACCGCAUGGUGUUUGCUGUGGCAUCUGAGGACUCCAUCUUUUUGUACGACACGCAGCAGACGAUUCCUUUCGGCCUGGUUUCUAACAUCCAUUACCACACACUCAGCGAUCUUACAUGGUCCCGUGACGGUUCCUUCCUGGCAGUGUCCUCCACAGACGGCUACUGCUCCUUCCUGUCCUUCUCUCCUGGGGAGUUGGGCACUCCCCUGAAGGAGCCCCCCACCCUGGAGAUGUUUGUCCCGAGCAGUGGUGUUGAGAAAAAGGGCAAGAAGUCCUCAGCGGCUAGGACUUCAUCUCCUUUGACACCGAGCUCAGCCCUGACUCCCACAUCCCAAACCAGCGUUGGCAAAGAUGUCCCCUCUGUCACCCCCCCAGAGGAGAAGAAGAGCACCCCGAGUGCCAAGUCCAAACCUCAGCCUCGUAGGAUCACCCUCAACACCCUGGAGGGGUGGGGGAAGCCCUCCACCGCUAAGACCACAGCUCCUUCAGCACCUCAGACUCCAACAUCUGCAAGCACCAGCGCGCCCUCUCCUCCCCAACCCUGUGUCCCCCCUCUCACCCCGACCAGCUCCAAGACACAGCCACGCAUUGCCCCCCUCACUCCCUCCACCCCGAAAGCCCUCAACAGUGCUAAUAGUGCUGGCUCCACCACUCCCAAGGGUCCAACCACCCCAAAGGGGCCCACCCCAAGGAGAGUGUCUCUGACUCCCGUUGCAUCCCGAUCUCCAGCUAUCAGUUCACUCUUUCGCACUCCCUCCUCCACUGAGAAAGCCAAACAUGAACGUCCUUCUCCUCCCACCGAUCCAGUGUGCCAGCCUCCAGAGUCCAAACGGCCGAAGACCGAUGAGCCCCCAGUAAAGACCAGUGCCACCCAGACUUAGUGUCUAAUGGGACCAGUGUGGCGCUGCGAUAUCAGAGAAGAGCGCAUACAGCACAGGGCGACAGUUACAGAACCAUGGAGGCUCCUCCUGGAGGCACCCGCCAUGUGGGUCGACAGACUUGAUUUAAGUAGAUGAAGUUUUCAGCCCACAUAAUGUAGUCGUUAUUAAGCCAAACAGCAUUGCAGUAAGUGUCCUUGAAUUCAUACUUAUUGUAGUCGUGUGUGUUUUUGUAUCAUACCGUAAACAGAUAAUUGUAUUAUAUUUGGUUUGUUUUACAUUUAGAAGCUCAAGUGUGGUUGUAACAAAGGGAAGGUUUUGUUGCAUUUCUUUUUUUUUUUUUUUAAACAUUUUUUGAAACAAACGGCUCAAAACCUGAAGAAGAAAGAACACAAGCACUUCAAAGUUUAGUGUCUUGUGAGAGCUUUGCAUACACGACCCGAGUCUUAAUGUGAUGCAUCCCAUAGCAGCUUGAGGGUAAAGUUCAAAAUUGUCUUUCUCUCAUUGUCUAAUAAAAGAUGUUUUGUA
Messenger RNA from Cyclopterus lumpus (lumpfish), 2509 nucleotides. RefSeq names its product chromatin assembly factor 1, subunit B (gene chaf1b). Gene Ontology annotation, biological process: DNA replication-dependent chromatin assembly; nucleosome assembly. Gene Ontology annotation, molecular function: protein binding. The record is from RefSeq and is a predicted model, not a curated record. The transcript has 14 exons. Gene Ontology annotation, cellular component: nucleus; CAF-1 complex. Lineage: Eukaryota; Metazoa; Chordata; Actinopteri; Perciformes; Cyclopteridae. Bases 140 to 1984 code for a protein of 614 amino acids.